This is a messenger RNA of Stylonychia lemnae, 927 nucleotides long. NCBI's taxonomy places the organism in Eukaryota, Ciliophora, Spirotrichea, Sporadotrichida, Oxytrichidae. The record is from the annotation of a GenBank genome assembly.
AUGGAACUAGCUAGUAAAAAGUCAUGUGGUCAGAGGAUUUAUUACUUUCUUUGGCUAGACCGAGAGCAUGUUUAUAACAAAUCAACAACACCAGCUCCCUACUGCUCUGUUAAUGCUUUAUUUUCAAUAAGACUCGUCUUCUUUACCAUCGUUCAUGCCUUGUUCUGGAGCGGAUUAGCCUCAGAAUUAGGUCAAUUUUUUAGUUUCUUUUCAACUUGGUAAUUAAUGAUGCAAGUAAUUACUUUUUCUUUAUUGAUAAUUGUGCAUAUAUUUGAUUUCUACGAGCAAAAGAGCUUAGAAGGAUUUGUUGUUCCGAAUGCCAAUCCAUAUACUCCCACAAUCAUUGGGGACAAUGAGUUAUUCAGACUAAAUUCACGCACUUCCAAGCUUUGGAAGUAUGCAAUAAUUUCUUAUGAGAUAAUGGCUCCAAUUACAAUUCAAGUCACAGUAAUCUUUUGGGUAUUCUUUUACAUAAGAGUCGACUGGACUCAAUAUAAUAUGAUUGAAACAGUACGUAUCUACCUAGACAAUAUUUUGCCUCUUGCAAUACUCAUCCUUGAUCAAAUAUUCAAUGCAAUUCUUUUUAGUAAAAGACAUUUCUUCUUCUGUAUACUCGCAUUAGCGAUCUUUGACACGCUUUACUGGUUAGUGUAUUAUAUGAGAAAUGAAGAGUAUAAAUUAUAGAAAGCAUAUGAUUGGGACCAUUUAGAUCUCUACAUACAAAUCUUAAUAUAAAUGAGCUGUACUCUGAUAUGCUACUUUGUAAUGUAUGUGAUAUCACAGACGAAAAUUAAGAAAUACAGUAAAACAGCUAAUGAAAAAAGACGAACAAUUAAAUAGAGACAUUUAAGGAGCACGGGAAAGUUUAAUGAGGGUUCGUUCCUAACUGAUCAAGAUUUUAGAGGGAACUUAGUGGCAAUAAGCUGA